GGCGCCUAGAAGGUUUCCAGGAAGUGGGCGUUACCUUGGAAACGGGCCUGGGCCGCGGGGCGGGGCGUCGCUGUGCGAAGAAGCGCUUCAGGCAGCAAAGGCGGAGGGAAGGCGGGGAACGGGAACCAGCCACAAACAUGCCCCUGGCUAGAGACUUAAUUUAUCCAUCCAUGGAAGGAGAAAAGAGAAAACACAAAAAAAAGCGUCUGGUACAAAGCCCAAAUUCCUACUUCAUGGAUGUCAAGUGUCCAGGAUGCUACAAGAUCACCACAGUCUUCAGCCAUGCCCAGAUGGUGGUGCCAUGCGUAGGCUGCUCGACUGUCUUGUGCCAACCAACAGGAGGCAAAGCCAGACUCACGGAAGGCUGCUCCUUUAGAAGAAAGCAACAUUGAAUGGUUUUGUUGAUGUUGACCACGACUGGAAGCCUUCUCUGUUGGACAUGGCUGCUUAAUUGAGCAAGUUAAUUAUGUUUGGCUUUGGGGAAAAAUAAAAAACAGCAAGGGUGGACCUCUUGUGCUACUGUGCAGAUUUUUCCUGUAUGUUCAGGAAUAACUACUAUUUUUAUAGUUUUUAUUAUACAAUGAAUAUUGAAUAGCAAGGGAUCUUGCUUAUAGCAAUCAUUUGAACACAUAACUCUAUCUUUCUUCUCAUAAAUGAGUGGCUGAUUACUAUAGCCAAAAAAUUUAAGCGAUAAGUUUGCAAAAGCUGUGUAUUGCAAGCCUGGUAGCUUUGCAGAUUGGGGGCCUAGUCUCUCAGGAAUUUCUGGCAUGCAAAUAUACAUGAACUGAGUAAGAGCUAUGCAAGAUGCUGCACAGCUCACAUCUUGUUUCAGUAAAACUUUGCCCACAAGAAAUGCAAAGUAGGUGCCGAUACUAGUUCCUGUCAGUUCAAUCAGACAUCUCUCCAGAAACUUCUGGAGCCUGCCUGCAUUGCUGUUAAUCUGACAGCUAAAUUAUGUACAUUGAACUUCCAAAAACUUUCCUUGCUUUCCUUCUCUGACCUUGGACUGCACCCGUGUCCACCUUCUUCCACUCUGUUAAUCACCUGUAUUAGGCAGUCAGGAAAACUAGCUGCGCUAAGACUUGAGACAGGAGCACCUGGAUUGUUGUAAGGAUAAGAUAAUACACAUGAAGUGCUUUGACAUUCAAAGUGCUAUACAAAUGUUUAGUAUUAGCACUAUAAACAACUUCUAUCAGAGCUAGAAAGAAUCUUUGCAGUUGAUCAUUAGUGGAUGCAUCCUUUCCCCAACUGAAUCUGUAUUUGUGCUUAAGUUUAUUUGCAUCAGAAUCAAUAAAAUACUUGAUAUGAAA
Molecule: messenger RNA, 1310 nt
Organism: Hemicordylus capensis (graceful crag lizard)
Lineage: Eukaryota; Metazoa; Chordata; Lepidosauria; Squamata; Cordylidae
Gene: RPS27L
Product: ribosomal protein S27 like
Exons: 4
Coding region: 138-392 (84 amino acids)
Biological process (GO): translation; ribosomal small subunit assembly
Cellular component (GO): cytosolic small ribosomal subunit; ribosome
Molecular function (GO): structural constituent of ribosome; RNA binding
Source: RefSeq, a predicted model, not a curated record